Molecule: messenger RNA, 2969 nt
Organism: Colletotrichum destructivum
Lineage: Eukaryota; Fungi; Ascomycota; Sordariomycetes; Glomerellales; Glomerellaceae
Product: Putative small GTP-binding protein
Exons: 4
Coding region: 863-1771 (302 amino acids)
Biological process (GO): positive regulation of mitotic division septum assembly
Cellular component (GO): spindle pole body
Molecular function (GO): GTPase activity; GTP binding
Source: RefSeq, a predicted model, not a curated record
ACAACACAACAUAACACAACAUAACGCAACACAACACAACACGGGCACACGUCGUCUCACAAGCACAGGCACCACAACUCACCACAAUACCUCUCCUGGAUCCCGUCUUAUCCAAUCCCCCUGGCACAUUCACAACUCGACCGCCCUGUCGCUUGACAUUGACAUGCACGCUGCUUGGCUGCAUCUCCGCUAAUCCAUCCCCAUCCCCAUCACCCCGUUCUGCCCUGGCCCGUUUCGGUACAUUCCAUGACCGUGACCUCGUUCUGCCACUGCGCACCGCACCGCCGCAUCUCAUCGACAUCCAGACCCGUCGAUACCUGACCGUCCACUCGCCUUGUCUUGCCUUACGGUCCACGGAAAACCACUUACCUGGCUUUUCAUUCCCCUCCUCAUCCGCUCUGAUCAGUUCUCAAACGAGAAGACAGACGAGGCCGUCGUCUUCGUCGUUAUUGUCGUCGUUGUCUAGACCCGCCUCGACAACUGGUCACUCUUAGUCCCAGCCAAACCACUGCAACUCUCCGUCGAUCAACUACUGACUCACCUGCCUGAACACCCGAAAUUCGACACAGGCCUUCGUUCCCGAUCGAUUCCCACGCCGUCCGUGGUAGUGCCCAUGAAGCUAUCGUCGGGCCUCAACUGAAACCUGCCGCUUAUCCCCCCCGGCCCUCUCUGUUCGCCCUCCCACUCGGCGCCGACUGCCAUUUGUUCUCGUCAUUUCCGAGGCGGCUGCGUUCAGCAUCGUCGUCUUUUCGUCCCCUCGCUCGAGACGGACUCUCUCGUCCCGUCUCUGCGAAACUCCACGCUGGAUUCCUCCACACUAUCCGCGGGGUCAUCGGCCCAGUUCCACGACGCAGCCGACACCAUGGAGCAAGACCAGCUUGCCGCCCCGCCUCACCCAGACGACACCCUUGGCGGUUUCGAUGUCUCUCCGCAGGUUGCUCAGAACAACGGUUAUGACUACUCGGAGAAGCAGCGCUCCCAACCCAGCCAGUCCCUCGACCAGGGCCUCCCACAAUCCCCGCGGUCCGAAGACCAACAAGCCGAUCGCUACAACACACCGCCUCUGCCUAUGAAUGCCCCUCCCAUCUCGAGGCCUGCCUCUGGUCUGUCCGGCGCUGGCGCGCAACAAAGCUACGCCGACCAUGCUUCGCGCAGCAGUGCCGGCGCAGAGGCUGCCGCCAGUAACGGUCGCAACCACGUCGUAAUCAAGGUCGGCAUGGUGGGGGAUGCGCAAAUCGGCAAGACGAGUUUGAUGGUCAAGUACGUCGAGGGCAGCUGGGACGAAGACUAUAUCCAGACACUGGGCGUCAACUUUAUGGAGAAGACCAUUUCGAUCCGGAAUACCGAGAUUACCUUUUCCAUCUGGGACUUGGGUGGCCAGCGCGAAUUUGUCAACAUGCUGCCCCUGGUCUGUAACGACGCUGUCGCCAUCCUCUUCAUGUUCGACCUAACGCGGAAGAGCACGCUUAACAGCAUCAAGGAGUGGUAUCGGCAGGGCAGGGGCUUCAACAAGACGGCCAUUCCCAUCCUCGUGGGCACCAAGUAUGACCAUUUCGUCAACUUCCCAAGGGAGGACCAAGAGGAAAUCUCGAACCAGGCCCGCCGGUUCGCAAAGGCAAUGCGCGCUGCGUUGAUCUUCUCCAGCACGAGCCAUAGUAUCAACGUGCAAAAGAUCUUCAAGAUUGUGCUGUCCAAAGCUUUCGACCUGAAGUGCACGAUUCCCGAAAUCGAAAACGUGGGAGAGCCGCUGUUGUUGUACCAGUCCUGCUGAGUACCACUCGUCGAUCUCGUACAAGUCAGACCGUCCUGGCUCUUGAAGCGAUGCUUUCGCAUCAACCAAAUCCAACUCGACUGUCGCCCACGCUCAAUGGAUCAUGACCCAUUACGUACUUACGACCUUCGAUAUCCAGCUGAUCUCAUCGGCCGAGCUACUGAAGUCCCCUCGUCCCGGCAUCGGUCGGCAGUAGCCACUGCGCAAGCCUCGAGUGUGAGACCAUCAGAUUGCACAGAGCACCACAUCUGCUCUACUUCCCGGGCUCAGUUCAAGCCCUCAAAACAAUUCGACUCGUUUCCUUUUCAUUUGUCACCAACAUGGCCUUGCGGGCCCCAUCGUAGCGCUUUCAUGUCACCAGUCUGGUCAUCGCGCACCGACCAAACCAUACACACACACACACACACACACACACACUACUCUCCCACUCUCUGAUUGCAAACGGCGUUGCACACCUCUUCAACUUUUUUUCUCAAGAUUGGUAGGGAACCGGCGGUUUGGUUGGAGGUGGGACAAGAUGCAUUUUAGGGCCAUGGGUCUGACGGGGCCUCCUUGACUUGCUCGAUCUCUCGAUUCCUUCUCACAGUGGGAGCGAGCCGGGGAAAGAGUAACGAGUGGAGCCUACCGUCUUGUUUCUAGGCGUAACGGCCGCUUCCAAACUGUUUCAGAGAGAGAUUUUGGGCAGCAAAACUUGCUUUUUCCAACCUCAUAUUCCUUUUUUCUGCUUGUUUUGUUUUUCUUGACACUACUAAAUCUACUAACCGCCACCCAGUUGUUGUUCAUCAUUCGUGGGUCUCUGUGAGAGAAGGAGAGGCGCCUGACACAAGAAAGAAAGAGACAAGAACUAUGUAACAAGUAAUCCACCCAUGCGCGUCUUUUAUUGUUGAGCCUUUCUAUUUUCUCUCUGCAUUUUAUUUCUCAUGCAUUACCAUUUCCCUCAGCAAGGGAAUAGAGACGGUGACCUGUUGAAGGCACGAAACGAUGGAGGCGGAGUAUGUAAUGAAUACUGUGGGAGCCUUCAUAACCAAGGCGGGCCAUGGAACGAAUUCCAGAUGCCGGUUGAGAGAAACAUUCCUGUAGCCUCUUUCGUGCUCUUGCAACAACGUUUGACUGACCUCAGCCACGAGGUAAUUCGUGACGGGCACUCUAGCAAACAUCCCAUGACGAAGUUGCUCAUUUGCUUCUCUACGUUUUCACU